Molecule: messenger RNA, 2481 nt
Organism: Purpureocillium lilacinum
Lineage: Eukaryota; Fungi; Ascomycota; Sordariomycetes; Hypocreales; Ophiocordycipitaceae
Biological process (GO): DNA-templated transcription; regulation of DNA-templated transcription
Molecular function (GO): DNA-binding transcription factor activity, RNA polymerase II-specific; DNA binding; zinc ion binding
Source: RefSeq, a predicted model, not a curated record
AUGGACAGUCGAGAGAGCAGCAGCCAGACGCCCUCUGGCCCCAGCCAGCCGAGCACGGGCAACACACCCCAAACCACAGCCUCGACUUCGCAGGCCACCGCAGGCAAGACGCCCGGCUCCACGUCGAGUGCCCAAAACUCGAAGCGGAGACGCGGCCUCGGCGUCGUCACACCCAAUGCCUGCACCGAGUGUCGCAAGAAGCGCGCCAAGUGCGACGGACAAAAGCCAUGCGGCCGCUGCAAGCUGCAAAAGGACGUCGAGUGCGUCUACGAGAUCCCCGUGCGCCAGUCCAAGGAGAACCUCCGCACCGAAAUCGAGAGCCUGCGCCAUCGCCAGCGCUCCAGCGACGCCGUCUUCUCCGCCCUCGUCCGCCCCGACUUGUGGGAGGACGUCCUGAAGAGGCUGCGCGGCGGGCAGUCCAUUGACCGCAUCUCGGAAUGGCUCGGCGGCGUCCUGCCCUCGGGAGGCGGCCCCCUGCCCGUCCUGAGCCGCCUCGGAGACCACGACCUGAGCGGCGCCGGCCCGAGCUCCGCGUCGCUCUUUGCCGGGUCUUCGAUGUCCGGCCCAACGCUGCCGCCUCUGCGCCUCGGCAUGGACAACCUGAGUCCCAUCGGGGCGCAGCUGCCCACCGUGAGGAACGAGUCGGUCGUCGGCGGCUCGUGGCACUUUUCACCGCACGGCGCCGUCGGGUCGUCCAGGGGCAGCUCGCAUCCGGACGUCAUGAACUGGGCGCCCGACGUCCGCCGCCCGCCGCAGUCCCGGGUCGGGUCCUGGGCCGCCGAGAGCAUGGACACGGACCACAUGUCGGACUCGAUGCCCCGAUACCGCGGGCUCGAGCAGAUCCUCUCGCCCCUCAGCGGCGACACGGGGCGCUCCGCCGAGACGUGGACCUCCAUCACAAACGACAUCAACCUCGUCCACCACCUGCUGGCGCUCUACUUUUGCUGGGAGUAUCCCACGUUUGCGUCGCUGAGCAAGGAGCACUUUUUGCGCGACUUUCGCGACGCCCGCCACCGUUACUGCUCGCCCAUACUCGUCAACGCCCUGCUCGCGCUCGGCUGCCGCUUCUCGAGGCAGCCCAUGACGCGGGCGAACCCAAACGACCCCUACUCCUCGGGCGACCACUUCUUCAAGGAAUCCCAGCGGCUCUUUUAUCAAGAGACGGACCACCACUCCCUGACGACGAUCCAGGCCCUCGGCAUCAUGUCGAUUCGCGAGGCCAGCUGCGGGCGGGACUCGGAGAGCUGGUACUAUGCCGGCCAGAGCAUUCGGCUCGCCAUCGAGAUGGGCCUGCACCGCAUCCACGACGAGGGGGACGAGGACGAGCUGGCCGUGCAGUCAGCGACCUUUUGGGGUGCAUUCGCCCUCGAUCACGCGUGGUCACUGGCCACCGGCUCCCUGCCGCAGUGCUCGUGCUUCCCGCACCUCCCGCCCAAGCCCGCCAUCAUCAUGGACAUUGAAGCCUCGCUAUGGGUGCCAUACACCGACGACGGCGCGCCGCUGCAGCGGUCGUGCGAGCAGCCGUCCAACGUGCGGUCCGUGUACAAGUGUUUCUGCGAGCUGAGCGAACUGGUGCACGAGUCGCUGUACAUCUUGCACUCGCCCGGCAAGCCGCUGACGGCCCGGGACCUCUUGAGCAUCUACACGCAGUACCUGAACUGGUACGACAGGAUACCCGAGGUGCUGCGGCUCGGCCACAAUUUUACGCCGGCCGUGCUGUUUGCGCACAUGUACUACCAUUUCGCCAUCUUGCUGCUGUUCCGGCCGCUCAUCAAGCUUCGAAUCAUCGGGUCCAAGGUGCUGCCGCGGGACGUGUGCUCGCAGGCGGCGGACGCGAUCCAGGGCCUGCUGACGUCGUACUCGCAGCUGUACACGCUGCAGCGGACGCCGUCAUUUGUGCCCUACUUUGUGCUGACGUCGUCCAUCAUGCACCUGGCCAUCGGGGCGGCGUCGGCACAGGCGGGCGAGGGCAAGGGGGCGCCAGGCGGGCUCGACGACCGCGGGGGCCGCAGCCCGGACGAGUCGAUGAAGGCGGCGGCCAAGAUCGACCCGCACGUCAGCGAGGCGCUCAAGCAGGGCAUCGCGGAUCUGACGGAGAUGGCGCCGUGCCACCACUUUGCGGAGCAGGCGCUCAACAUCCUGCGGUACCUGGCCAAGAAGUGGAACAUUGACGUCGAGAUCAACACGGGCGGCGUCAACCUCAACCCGGAGGAGUACGACCGGUUGGUGCGGCCGUACACGAGCAGCCUCAACUUUUUCGCGCCCAACGUCGGGCGCGAGGACUUUAUCUGCGACUGGGGCACGGGCAAGGUCGUGGUCGAGGGCGGCGGAGGCGGCGGCGGCGGCGCGACAGCCGGGGCCGGUGUGGAGCGCACCGCCGAGAGCAUGGCCAACCCGCUCUUCUGGCCGUUUCCCAUGCAGGGCCGCCCCGUGCUGCCGACGGGCAAGGACAUUGAGGAGGCGGGCUUUGCGGUGCUGUAG